AUGGUCGGCGUGUACACUCUCGUCGAGCUUCGGGAUCAAAUAAGAAUAUACCGCGCUCGGUUCGGCGAGACGAACGAUGUCCGCGGCCGCAUCCUGACCGACAGUAUCCCCGACAGUUGGACCGAUGACCGUAUGCUCGGCCUUCGUGCAACUGUGCAGAUCGUACUAGACAGCCAUCUCAACUGGGAUGCAAUCGCGGAGUUCUUCGAGGGCGAGUUAUUCACACCGGAAUGGAUCGCGUCACUCGAACCUACUGACCUCAAGGACUGGCUGGGGGACCACGGCAUUAUGGCGCUGAGGUUUGUGGGUCCGGAGCCCACCGCGGCGAAUUUUGAGGCUAUAAUAGACACGUUGAACCGCCUUCACGUCGGCGCUCGGCUGGGCCGCAGGGUGCACUACCGCGAUGACGGCUCUGACCGCCUGCCCGACGUUAGCGGGCAUCCGGACGACUUUAUAUUCGAGGUUCUUCUGGACGACAACCGCUGCUUUCGUUGCCGCGAGAGAUGUUCGCGCGAGGUUAUUUGA
Fomitopsis serialis is the source of this 525-nucleotide messenger RNA. RefSeq lists its product as uncharacterized. The transcript has 8 exons. Bases 1 to 525 code for a protein of 174 amino acids. The record is from RefSeq and is a predicted model, not a curated record. Lineage: Eukaryota; Fungi; Basidiomycota; Agaricomycetes; Polyporales; Fomitopsidaceae.